Molecule: messenger RNA, 1894 nt
Organism: Hyposmocoma kahamanoa
Lineage: Eukaryota; Metazoa; Arthropoda; Insecta; Lepidoptera; Cosmopterigidae
Product: cytochrome P450 9e2-like
Exons: 11
Coding region: 133-1734 (533 amino acids)
Molecular function (GO): monooxygenase activity; iron ion binding; heme binding
Source: RefSeq, a predicted model, not a curated record
CACGCCUUGUUUAUUCAUUGUCGCAGUUCUCACGACUGUGGCAGCAUUGCCGUUACGACUCACGACAAACUAAAUAGGUUUCGUUUAAUCACACUUUGAACUUUUAAAAUUAAGUGUGUUCGAACCAGUAAGAUGCUGGUCUCGAUAUGGCUGGUUUGCCUCGUAACCGCAGUAUUUCUGUACUUGCGGCAAGUUUAUGGUUUCUUCAAAAAGCAGGGUGUGAAAACACCCACGAUCAUCCCGCCUUUCGGCACCAUGACGAAUGUUCUUCUACAGCGAGAGCAUAUGACUGAAGCUAUUACUAAACCUUAUAAGCAAUUUCACGGUGAAAGGUUCUACGGCAUGUACAAUAUCCUGUCACCAAUUGUGCAUGUGAGAGACAUCGACCUAAUCAAGAAAAUUGCCAUCAAGGAUGUCGAGCACUUUCUCGAUCACAACCGUUUCUUCAAUGAGGAGUUCGACCCGUUCUUUGGGAGGAAUCUUCUAUCUUUAAGAGGUGAGGAAUGGAAAGAUAUGCGAUCUGCACUUAGCCCUGCUUUUACCAGCUCCAAAAUGAAGAUGAUGCUGCCGCUGAUGGUGGAGGUGGGGGAUCAGAUGAUUAUCGCGCUUAGAAAGAAAAUCAAGGAUUCUAAACAGAACUAUUUGGAGAUCGAUGUGAAAGACCUAACGACUAGAUACGGGAAUGACGUAAUCGCAUCUUGUGCCUUUGGCCUAAAGGUGGAUUCUUAUAUGGAUGAGAAUAACCAGUUUUACAAAAUGGGAAAUGAAGCUUCGACUCUGAGUUUCCGUCAGCUACUCGGCUUAUUCUACACUAUUUGUUUCCCGAAGAUAGCUGCACUAUUCAAAUGGACUCGGUUCUCGAAACCGGUGGAGAACUUUUUCAAGACACUAGUGUUGGAAACAAUGCAGAACAGGGAGCUAAAACAGAUUGUUCGACCUGACAUGAUACAUCUGCUAAUGGAAGCUAGGAAAGGAAAACUGUCCCACGACGAGAAAUCAAGCCAAGACGCGAACGCCGGGUUUGCUACCGCCGAAGAAUCUUUCAUUGGGCUGAAGAAAGUCAACAAGGUAUGGUCCGACAAUGAUUUGUGCGCGCAAGCCAUCUUGUUCUUCGUAGCUGGCUUUGAGACCGUAUCCUCUGCCAUAUCGUUCCUACUGUACGAGCUGGCUAUCAACCCUGACGUCCAAGAGAAACUGUACCAGGAAAUCAGAGAGAACGAGGCCAAGACCAACGGAAAAUUUGACUAUAAUUCUAUAAUGAAUAUGGUUUACUUGGACAAGGUAAUAUCAGAAAUAUUGAGAUUAUGGCCGCCCGCCAUUUUACUGGACAGAUACUGUACCAAAGACUACAAUAUGGGUAAACCGAAUGACACAGCUACUGAAGACUUCAUUAUCCGCGAAGGUGUCGCUCUCCAGGUCCCCGUGUGGGCAAUCCACCAUGACCCUGAGUACUACCCAAAUCCGUACAAAUUCGAUCCCGAGCGAUUCUCUGAAGAGAACAAACACAAGAUUCAGCCCUUCACCUACAUGCCGUUUGGACUUGGACCCAGAAAUUGCAUCGGGUCAAGAUUCGCUCUCUGCGAAGUGAAAGUAAUGACUUAUCAGCUCCUAAACGCCUUCGAAGUAUCGCCGUCGAACAAAACCACUAUACCUGCCAAGUUGGACCCUCCCUCGUUUAACAUUCGCAUAAAGGGGGGUAAUUGGGCCCGACUUAAACCUCGGAAGGUGGUUUAAAUGAAACCGUAAAUUUAAAUUCCUCGCGAACGAAGCAACACAGAUGUUUUGCAAAUAUGGCGAUUUUUAUUUAAUUUUUAAAAUAUAAUUUAGUUGUAUACGUAGUGAGUUUCUAUGAAACUGGCUUUUGUUCUAUAUGUAUAAAAAUGCUGAAAAACUU